ACCCUAAAAUAGCUUCAAUCGCGAGCAUUGCUGAGCAUCCGGGUUAAAGAUCAGAUCCGGUCAAAGUCGUGAUAAGCACCGGAUUAGUGCCGGAUCCUGUUUGAGGACAGUUCCUGCUGGUGUUCGCAUAACGCUUCAAUUACGCCGUCUGGUGUCGGACAUAGCAGACAAACACUAGCUGUUACUGGCCUUUGUGUGGGGCACGUGGAAGAACCAACGUGUGGCGUUAAACUGGCAUCGUUCACCGCGACACCGCAGCAGACGCCCGUGAGAAUGUCGCGCAAACGACCACGUGACAGUUUGAGUGAUAUGCCAGGCAGCGCUAACACCAGCAGCACCGGUCGCUUGACAAUCGAUGAGACGGUUUCGAUCACGAUCGACCCAAACGGAGAGUUGGAAGAUCGAUUGGCCACGCAGGAGCAGCAACAGCUUUCGCCACAGGUACAGGAUGUUGCUACGGCUGUGUCAGCUGAUGGUACCGCUGAUAGUAUGAACGGCAGCAGCAGGCGUUUCAGCAGCAUCCGAAUCGUGGACGAAGGUAUCGAACCAGGCCAUGCCGAUAAUUUCUGGCCGCCAAACAAUGACGGUGCGCAGAAUGGACAUGUGAAUUUCGCCCAAACAGCAGCGGAACGUCCCAGUUCGUCCGAUCCGGCGUCGCCUCCAUCACUUUCGUCGAAUGGUUCAUCUUCCGUGGCCACAUCAUCCGGAUUCGCCAGCCAACAGGCAACGAGCGGAGUCGAGCAUAGCCCACCGGUGACCAUCUGCAAACAGGCACCAUACUCCACAGAAUUGGACGCUAUAAGGGAGCGUGAGCGAUGCGAUUAUUCACAGAAAAUAACCUACCAGAUGGCCCGUUCAGGAACUGUGCCACGUAUGAUUCGAGUGUACGCAGACGGUAUUUAUGACCUUUUCCACCAGGGACAUGCGAGACAGCUGAUGCAGGCCAAAAACGUCUUUCCCAACGUGUACCUGAUCGUUGGAGUUUGCAACGAUAAACUGACCCACAGCCGGAAGGGUCGAACGGUGAUGAACGAUGAGGAGCGUUACGAAGCGGUUCGACACUGUCGCUACGUUGAUGAGAUUGUGCGAGAUGCUCCCUGGGAGUUGGAUGAUGAGUUUAUAGAGAAGCAUAAAAUUGAUUUUGUGGCCCACGAUGAAAUACCGUACAGCACGGACGAUUGCAAUGAUGUGUAUGCAAAGAUCAAGGCCAAAGGCAUGUUUGUGGCCACCGAACGAACGGAAGGUGUGUCUACAUCGGACAUUGUGGCACGGAUCGUGAAGGAUUACGAUAUUUAUGUGCGUCGCAAUCUGGCCCGUGGAUACACAGCCAAGGAGCUGAACGUGUCGUUCCUGUCGGAGAAAAAGUUCCGCUUCCAGAACAAAAUGGUCGAACUAAAGGAUAAGGUGCGAAAGGGCAAGGACGAUUUCAUUACCAAAUGGGAAGAACGAUCGACCGAUCUGAUUAAAACGUUCCUGCUGAUGUUUGGCAAAGAGCGAAUCUCAAUGUUUUUGUCCGACUCGAAGCAACGCAUCCGUUCGGCCCUCAGUCCUCCGGGUAGUCCGGGCAGUGGCAGCAAUCACAGCUUGAACGAUUGUGAAGAUGAUUUGGAAAGUCCCGAUUCCAUGCUCGAUUCGCCUCCGAGUAAGCGCUCGAAUGUGUUCAGAAAUCGCCACCAUCUGCUUUCCGAGGAGGAUGACGAGGAACACGCUUUGUAUGGAUCACGUUCACCAGCGCCAGUGCUUGAAGACGACGAAGAUGACGAUGACGACGAUGAUGAGGCGUAUCUGGACACACGCUCGAGGCCAUCAUCCAAUUACAACAUUUCUCUUAUGGCUGGCGGUGACGGGAAUGGUGCCGGCACCACGCUCAAUAGCAGUAGUAGUAGCGGAAGUCGAAGCUAUGGCAAUCGUAACUACUAAUCAUUAGCGCCAGAGUGCUGGCAAGAAAGAGUGUCCACUUAGUACAGAUGUGGGGAAAUGUACUGUCAAACCAGUUUGACAUCCCUGAACAACAGGGAAGUAGAGAUUAGUUUCGGUAGAGGGCGGUAGCAAUCGCGCUCUAGAUAUACAAAUGAUUCCGAGCCGAAGGGCCUCUUUUUUAUCGGAUUCAUGAAAGUAAGCGGAAAUAAAUUUGGAAAUGUCGGAUUUUAAAAUAACAAGCCUGCACAAUUUUAACAAGUUGCGAUUUUCCUGUCACUGGGGGUCAAUCCAUGCUUCUAAAUCGGGUUAAAAUCUUAAGCCUUUGCUUAAUAUUGCUGAGCAUUGCAUUCUGACACACUUUCUAACUAUUUAAGGCUGGCGCUUUUAAACUCAUCGGAUUCCUCUCUCCAAUCAACCUUAGAUGGAAUCAAACAGUAUGUCAAAGCAGCAAAGGGUUAAGAUUUUAAACCGAUUUAAAAGCAAGGAACUCUCCAGUGACAUGAAAAUCGCAACUUUUUAAAAUUGUGCAGGCUUGUUAUUCGAAAAUCCGACAUCUACCGUUAGCUACUCUCAAGUGUAGUACGAAUUUCCCUCGGAUUUGCGUUGUUGCCCGCUGCUGUUACCUGAACUAUCUGUGCACUGGUUUGGUAGGCGAUAGCUAGGUGAAGAGAAACGAACUAAACGCUUUGAAAACCCUUGCCCGCCAAAUUACAGCUACCUAUAAAUAGUCAAAUAUGACGCUAAAUCAUAUUUAUCGGCCACAUUAUACAAUCCGCCAUCUCGUGUGUGCAGCGUUCGCCAGAGUAUCCUUUUGAGUAUUAACUUUGAUGAGACACGACAAUAUAGCGAGAGGUUUGAAGCGUUUUGUUGCACGGAGAAAGUAACCCAAGCAUGGUAGAAAAAUUACAAAACGAACAUUCUUUACAGAGAUUAGUUGGUAAUGGAGUGCAGAAGGUACACUUUGCCAUCCACAAGUGCGACAGAGGUAACCGAAUCAUUUAGCAAAUGUUAGUACCGCUAUGUAACGCAUUCUCAGGGAUCAAGCGAACGGAAGAAGGGAUGUGCGUUCAUAAACAGUUAUGGCAGAUUGGACUAGACAAAUGGCAAAAAGUGGCGGUUCGUAAUGAAGGUAAAAUACGGUACCCCGCCUAAAGGUUGAAUGCUUGCAAAAUAUGCCAGAGUACAAGAAUACAGAGGCAAACAUAAUUCGUAGGAAAGCGUGGGUUGGUUACGCACUAAAUUAUUAUUCGAAGGUUAUAUCUAUAAUUAUAUUUAUUGUAUCUUUUGAUUUUUGCUUCUAUUACGAUCGAAAAUGGCAACAACAAAAAGUGGAAAAAACAUGAUUUGUAACUAAUCUGCUGUGAGUGGAGGAGAGUAGUAAUGUAAUGGACAGGUCGGUAUCGGUAUGAAAUUAUUGUCCUUUUUGCCGGGUUUGUGGUGUAAGAAGACUAUGCGGAAUCGUGUAAAGUAAUGUAGUGGGUGUAUGUCGCUACGACGAAAAUAAUAGUGGAGAGAGAAAAAUGCGAAAAAUCUAUACAUUCACACACUGUUGAGAAAAAGUUUCCACAUCGAAGAUUUCGGUUAAAGGUGUUUUUUGAGUCUGAUAACUUAUGUACCAAUUAGUUUGCACACUGAGAAAUGUGAUAUCUUUGGGUGCGUUGUAAGCAAUGAUUCGAUGUUGUUUUGAAAGGCGAUAAACUCUCGAUGGUACUAUAUUUUUUAGUGGCCACAAAAAUCAAGCGUGAAUCGAUUGGCCAUUGGUCAGCACUAUCGAAUGCAUGAGGUCAGUAGUUUUACGGAUUUGUUACUAUUGUGUUAGCUGGCAGUUAGUGUUAAUUAUUUACUUGUUUCAACCUGACAUUUUGCACCAGGUUGCAGUACGGUUUCUUAUAAUGAAAUGCGAACGAAGGUCGCGUUCAUUGCCAGCUGUGGAUAGUGUUGGGUUUUCUCUUUAAUUUAUUGUUGCUUAUCAUACAAUAUUUGCUAUUAGACGCAUUCUGAUAGUUGAUUUCUCUUCGAGCGUUCUAAAUCGUGCAUUUCAAUAGUGAUUUUUCGGUGAAACCGACGGGGUAACUACGUGUGUCAGCCCACCGUUCAAUGCUGCUGAACCAUUACACCGAACAAAACCGAUGCGCCAUGCGAAAGUGUCUGCGCAUAUAAGCGGACUAGUACUAGUGAUGUGUUGCACCAUAAUCGGAACUUGAAAGUUAACUUUUUGCAUAGAAUGUGUAUAUGGGGUUGGUGGAUGAAAUUGUUGGUUAAUGAUUAAACUACAGCGUGCAAACGAAAUUAACGAAAUGAGUAUGCAUUACGAACACCGACGAUCCCGGCACACUCCUUGUUGACUGAAACGAUAAACAUUCACGAAGAAAAAAAGGGCAAAUUUUGCAAUUUUGCACCAUAACGAGAAAUGACAACCAAACAAAACCUAAUUCUUAAAUCUCACCCCGUGUUACACCGAUUCCCAUAAUAACCACGUAGAUUGUAGUGCAUUUUCCGCAAGCUCUACCGAUAACGGCAGUUGCGAGAAUUGUGUCGUAGGUAGCGUAGCAAUUCCAACACAAUUCACCUUACAAUCCAAAGCAAAUAGAUCAUUGCCGAUUGCAACCGGCUAGUUUACAAAGCUAGCACAUUGUUAUGAGGAAAACAUUAAAAUAAAGAACACAAAAAUCGUUCAAUGAAUUUGUUUUAUUACGGUGGCUAGGGAUAUAUUAUUGUUGCGUGUUAAUGGAGAUUUUCUUUCCGUUUUGCUUGUAAAUUAAAUAAUGUUGCUAUACUUACUACUAAGGGUUAUUAGCUUCUAAGUAAGCUAGA
Messenger RNA from Anopheles moucheti, 4734 nucleotides. Its product is annotated as choline-phosphate cytidylyltransferase B-like. Gene Ontology annotation, molecular function: choline-phosphate cytidylyltransferase activity; phosphatidylcholine binding. The record is from RefSeq and is a predicted model, not a curated record. Gene Ontology annotation, biological process: CDP-choline pathway. NCBI's taxonomy places the organism in Eukaryota, Metazoa, Arthropoda, Insecta, Diptera, Culicidae. Bases 274 to 1920 code for a protein of 548 amino acids. The transcript is spliced from 5 exons.